CCUCCUCUCAUCUCUCUCCCUCUAUCAGAGUUAACUUCUCAUCUGUUCAGCACCAAGACCGAUCCUUCCAUACCCUUCGGCAAAGGACUAGAAAAAACAUGAAGAAGGAGAUGGUGAUCAACGUGCAGAUGAACUGCGAGAAGUGCCGGAGCAAGGCCAUGCAGUUGGCUGCAUCAGCAGGCGUUGAUUCUGUUAAGGUAGAUGGGGAGAAGAGCCAGUUGGUUGUUGUCGGAGAAGUCGAUCCUGUUAUCUUGACAGACAAUUUGAGGAAGAAGAUAGGCCAUUCUGAAAUAGUUAAAGUGGCGGACGUGAAGAAAGAUGAUGAAACGAAAUCAGAAGAACCUAAGGUCGAGCCUAACUUUGCAUGGUAUGGUUACACGCGCGCCCCGCCCGUGGUAGCGUACGAGGAUCCCAAUAAUUAUUCGAACCCCAACGUUUGUUCCAUCCUGUAAACUAUGGAUCAUUGGGAUCAUCCCUUUGCUUGCUAGUUUUUAUUAUGAGGACUUCAAAUAUUUGUGUAGAAUGUUGUGUUUGCUUGUUAUUAUGACCGACAAUGGAGUAGGUUGGUGUUGCAAUCACUCAACUACCCGUAUAACCCUUUGCAUAGGUACGGGGAUGGACAUCCGCUGCUAACCCUUUGCAUAGGUACGGGGAUGGACAUCCGCUGCUCUAUGAUAUUCGCGGGUUAGUAAGAAAUUGUGACUUCUUUCAGCCCGCUCAUGUGUGCCGGAAGGCAAACGAGACUGCGAACUAGAUUGCCUCCUUUGCUGCUCAGUACUCAAAAGAGCUUCUUUGAAAGGGUUAUGUAUUUGCUCCUUCUCUUCACUAAUUUUUUUUUCUCAUGACUGUGCUGGCUGUACUAAUGCAAGUCUGUGUAAACGGCCGUUUAAAAAAAAAAAAUACAUGCUACCUUCGAGUAUUUUAAGGGAUCGAAUACGAGGAAUGCCCGAGUAGGUGGAACAGUCACCAGCAGGACUUUGAACGGCGCAUGCGCUUCGUAUAUCCAUCCAAGAAAAUGACUUUGUUGGACGACAGCGGCUGCAGACGGAGACUUGUCUGCGCUGGCGAGAGCUCGGCCGAGACAAUGAGUUGACGAGAAGACCAUCAUAUCAGUGACCAAAUGGAGACUUGUAUGUCCUCUAAUUCCCACGAUGUUCAUGUACUCAUGAUGCUUGCAUAAAAAAUUAUGCUAGUGGGCUAACUAAGUCAAACACUCCGUCUUGGUGCUUAGAGGACCACUAGUUGUUGUUAGAUAAACCAUUAUUAAUUUUUUGGAAAAAAGAUGUGUAUAAUGAAAUGCAAGAAAUGCAAAUUAGAAAUUUU
This is a messenger RNA of Phoenix dactylifera (date palm), 1323 nucleotides long. RefSeq names its product heavy metal-associated isoprenylated plant protein 47-like. The record is from RefSeq and is a predicted model, not a curated record. Gene Ontology annotation, molecular function: metal ion binding. Lineage: Eukaryota; Viridiplantae; Streptophyta; Magnoliopsida; Arecales; Arecaceae.